CGGAUAUCACAGCCGUAACACUCCUUGACAUUCCUUGCCCUAAGUGUAAUAACAGCAUAGAUAAUCUCUGUAUCACCUUUCCGAUCUCAACCCCCCAUUCUCCAUUCAUUCUCCUCGUUUUCCUUUUUAUCUUUCCUGUUAUAUUCUUUGUCCCUUGUCUUGAUCCUCCUCAAGAACAGGACAAAAUGCUCCUAAAUUGGCUCCUCAUUGUAACGACGCUUUUCCCCCUCAGCACAUGUGCGCCUAUAGAGCACGAAGAUGCCAUUGCGAUAGAGGGCAUGGCCGACCAGAAGGACAUGAGCGGGAAGGCUGGAGACCCUCCUCAGAAAUAUUUCCACGAGUCAACCUUCGACCCACACUAUGAUGGCCGGUUUGCCGAGAAAGCGCUCGGCUACCAGGAACAAAAGGCAGCACUGAAGAAUCUUGUCCGGACAUUCCUUGAGACAAUGAGAGACCUAGGCAUUGAGACCUGGCUCAUGCACGGUAGCCUGCUGGGAUGGUGGUGGAACAAGCAGAUCAUGCCGUGGGACUCGGAUGCCGACGUACAAGUCACUGAGGCCAGCAUGUACUUCCUAGCAACCUAUUACAACAUGUCCGUCUUUCAUUAUAAGACACCGAGGUUACCGGCCGGCCGGAACUACAUGUUGGAGGUUAACCCUAACUUCUCCAACGGAGACCAGUCGGACUGGUUGAAUGUCAUCGACGCCAGGUGGAUCGAUACCGAGUCCGGAUUGUUUAUCGAUAUUACAACUGCUCGGUACAACCUGACACACCCGGCAGGCGAGGGCAUGAUGAGCUGCAAAGAUGGCCAUGAGUUUCGGGAUACAUACAUCUUCCCCUUACGGGACACCAUCUUCGAGGGAGUUGCAGCCAAGAUCCCGUACCGCUACAAAGAUUUGCUCGCAAAAGAGUAUGGUGACUGGUCACUUACCUUGAAAGAGUUUGCCAACCACAUAUUUGACGAGGUAAAGAUGGAAUGGGUGCCGAAGUUAACUACACAAUGAAGUGCGGGCGGAAGAGCAAAUAUUUGAUACCCUAUAGAUGAUGAUGAGGUGAACUUAAGCGGGUUCGUAGCCUCGGAAGAAGGACGAGAUUAGAUCAGCAACAAGAUACAGGGAUAUCCAUGUACAAAACAGAUGCGUAGUUUGCCACGUGAAGAGGUGAAGAAGAACUUAUAUUGUAUGAAUUAGAAGUAACGGUUGAUAAGAU
Molecule: messenger RNA, 1209 nt
Organism: Neurospora crassa OR74A
Lineage: Eukaryota; Fungi; Ascomycota; Sordariomycetes; Sordariales; Sordariaceae
Product: mannosylphosphorylation protein
Exons: 7
Coding region: 186-1004 (272 amino acids)
Source: RefSeq, a predicted model, not a curated record